UCCACAUCGUCGCUUCGAUGCUUGGCCACUGCUUUGUCGAUGCCCUCGGACUAAGCUCUUCCUGUCUUCUCUUCGCCUGGCCUUCUCGCCGUCGAUAGCAACUCGAUUUGACUUGACUUGCUUGACUGGGGGGGCUUGACUCUAUCUCGCCUGUCGUUGGUGGUUUUUUUAUCUGAUCUGGUCUGGACACUCGUCAUAGUCGUCACCUGCGAGCCGCCGCUUGCUCACUCACUCCAGACCGUGCAACUCUACUCGUUCUGCUACAGAGGGAACGUUCAAGGCGAUUCGCAUACACGAUGGAUGAGGAUCAAGGCCCGUCGCAAAUCGUCCCCGGGACGGCUCCCAAGAGGACAAUGGGAGAUCGCGUCCGUGGUGCCAGGAACAGGUUCUUCACCAAGGACGGUCUAGUUGGCGACUACGAUUACGCCCAUCUGUUCCGGCCCAGCCUACCAUUCAUGAAGAAGAGCCGGAGGGCCGCCCCUUUCUUCGGCCUCAACGACCGAAUGCCCACCCUCCUGGCCCUGUUGCUGGGGUUCCAGCAUGCUCUCGCCAUGUUGGCCGGCAUCAUCACGCCGCCCAUCCUGCUGAGCGGCGCUGCCGGCGCCAACCUGACCGGCGAGACGCAGCAGUACCUCGUCUCGACGGCCCUGAUCGUCUCCGGCCUCCUGUCCUUGAUCCAGAUCACCAGGUUCCACAUCCUGAAGACUCCCUACUACAUCGGCACCGGCCUGAUCUCCGUCGUCGGCAUCUCCUUUUCCAUCAUCCCCGUCGCCCAGGGUGCGCUGGCUCAGAUGUAUGCCAACGGCUUCUGCCCAACCGACGCCCAGGGGAACAAGCUCCCUUGCCCUGAUGGCUAUGGAGCCAUCAUCGGCUCCAGUGCUCUCUGCGCCCUCAUUGAGAUUGUCAUCUCCUUCAUGCCGCCCAACAUCAUGCUACGCGUCUUCCCGCCCAUCGUGACUGGCCCAACUGUCAUGCUUAUCGGCAUUAAUUUGAUCGGGAGCGGUUUCCAGAACUGGAUGGGCGGCUCCGGCCCCUGCGCGAAUCCCACCUCCGACUUCUUCGCCCGGUGCCCCAACAUCGGCGCGCCUCACGCUCUCCCGUGGGGUUCUGCCGAGUACCUGGGUCUGGGCUUCUCCGUCUUCAUCACCAUCAUCCUCUGUGAGCGGUUCGGCGCCCCAAUCAUGAAGUCGACCUCCGUUGUCAUCGGCCUCCUCGUUGGAUGCAUCAUCGCCGCCGCCUGCGGGUACUUUGACCGCUCCGGCAUCGACAGCGCCCCUGCCGUCUCCUUCAUCUGGGUGCAGACCUUCAAACUCUCCCUCUACGGCCCGCUCAUCUUGCCUUUGCUAGCCGUGUACAUCAUCUGUGCCACCGAGGCCAUUGGGGACAUCACGGCGACCUGCGAUGUGUCACGCCUCGAGGUCGAGGGCCGUCUGUUCGAGUCUCGCGUACAAGGCGGCGUGCUUGCCGACGGCAUCAAUGGUGUUCUCGCCGCUCUCAUGACUAUUACCCCCAUGACAACUUUUGCUCAAAACAACGGUGUCAUUGCUCUCACUCGUUGCGCCAACCGCAGCGCUGGCUACUGCUGCUGCUUCUUUCUCAUCGUCAUGGGAAUCUUUUCCAAGUUUGCCGCCUCGCUCGUCGCCAUCCCCUCCGCCGUCUUGGGCGGCAUGACGUCCUUCCUCUUCACCGCAGUAGCCGUCUCCGGCAUGGCCAUCGUUACAAAGGGCGUACCCUUCAACCGCCGCAAUCGAUUCAUCCUCACGGCCGGUCUGACGCUCGGCUACGGCGCCACGCUGGUGCCGACCUACUUCGAUCAUGUCUUCACCUACGCCGGCGACAACCGCGGUCUCCGGGGGUUCCUCGACGCCAUCGUACUCAUCAUGGAGACGGGCUUCGCCAUCACGGCGUUCGUGUGCAUGGCCCUCAAUCUCCUUCUCGACCAAGAGAUUGAGGACACGGAUGGCCAUACCCUUGUCCCUGCAACCGGCGCCAUCCCGUCCAAGGACGUCAGCGGCGGAGACAGUGCCCGUGGGGCGGAUUCGGAGGAUAUUCAACCUGUUGGCCAUAAUGGCGGUGGCAAGGGUGGGGAAAAGCUGUCAUGAGGAGUCCAGGCUGCCGAGUGUUAUGAUGUGGGCUUGAUAUAAUUUGACGAAAAGUGUUUUGGGUUUGCAAGUGCUCCCGUGUACAUGAUAUGUCCAUGCCCUUCAGGGCACCCCUCACUUUGCUGUAGCUCCUUUGUUGGACUUUAUGAAUGCCGUGAAGUAAAGACUCA
Messenger RNA from Colletotrichum navitas, 2272 nucleotides. RefSeq names its product uracil-xanthine permease. Bases 297 to 2102 code for a protein of 601 amino acids. Gene Ontology annotation, cellular component: fungal-type vacuole; plasma membrane. The transcript is spliced from 8 exons. Gene Ontology annotation, molecular function: xanthine transmembrane transporter activity. Gene Ontology annotation, biological process: xanthine transport; transmembrane transport. The record is from RefSeq and is a predicted model, not a curated record. NCBI's taxonomy places the organism in Eukaryota, Fungi, Ascomycota, Sordariomycetes, Glomerellales, Glomerellaceae.